Molecule: messenger RNA, 2031 nt
Organism: Eimeria tenella
Lineage: Eukaryota; Apicomplexa; Conoidasida; Eucoccidiorida; Eimeriidae
Exons: 5
Coding region: 1-2031 (676 amino acids)
Source: RefSeq, a predicted model, not a curated record
AUGCUUGACGCGGUGGUGAACAUAAGAGACCUGUGGCCCCCUGCAGCAGCAGCAGCAGCAGAAGCAGCAGCAGCAGCAGAGUGGAAGCCCUGCGGCCGCCUUGCUGCUGCGCUGCAGCAAAAGCUGCUCGCAGCCGGACCUUUUGUGGAGCAGCUGCUGCGGGACCCCCAGGGCCACGAGGUGCGGCUGGUCCCCCCCUACACUCCCAAGCAGCAGCAGCAGCAGCAGCAACAGCAGCAGCAGCAGCAGCAGCAGAAGCAGAAGAGGCGACCUGGGUGCUACCGCUUCCUGCUGAAGCCCCCCGGGCUGCGCCCGCGGCAGAUAGGCAGGCCCUUCGACACAGCAGAAGAAGCUGAAAUUCGACUGUCUCUACACCGCUGGCAGGUGCAGGUUACAGCUGCGGCCAUCAGGGGAGCAGCAGCGCAGCCCCAACCCUCAGCAGCAGCAGCAGCAGCAACAGCAACAGCUGCAGCAACAGCAGCAGCAACAGCAGCAGCAGUAGCAGAUGAAGAAUCCCGCACCUUUAGAUUUGCUGUCGAGGUACCCCAGGGCGACGCAGCGCCGAAAUUCCUAAACUGCAAAUAUCAAUAUGAGCCUGAUGGAGAGGACGGCAGCAGCUGGAUCUGCAAAGAAGCAAAUUGCUUGUCGCUGCAGCACCUCGCGGACUGCUUCAGCGCUGUGCAGCAACCGCUGACGCAAGAAGAAGUGUUUCAGCUGUACGUACACCUCGGCCGCUCCGGACAUCCCCCCUGCGUGGUCAACUUCAUGCAGAGUUUGCUGCAGCAAGACAAGAUGGUGGACACUUUUGCUGCUGCAUGCAGCAGCAGCAGCACCUGCUGCAGCAGCAGCAGAAGCAGCAGCAGCAGCAGCAGCAGCGGCAGCAGCACGGCGUGGGUUGGCGCCUUCACCGCGUGGGACCAGUACACCAACAAGCGCUAUACGAAUGAGGCAAGCAAAUGCUUGCUGCUGCUGCUGCAGCAGCAGCAGCAGCUGCUGCUGCUGCUGCUGCUUGCUGCACCUUGUCGCUGCUGCCGGGCUGCUGCCGGGCAGCGAAGCUCUACGGCUAUAGCCGUUCUUGCCGCUCUGAAGUGCACCCUCAGGAACCAGCAGCAGCAGCAGCAGCAGCAGGAAAGCAGCAGCAGCAGCGGCAGGCUUCUGGGGCCCUGUGUCUUGCAAAAUGAUUCAGCAACAGAAAGGGCGCAGCCGCACCGCAAAUGGAGGGGCCUCGGAGCCUUUUUGCAGCAGCCUGCUGCUGGCAAACUAACUGCCGCAGCAGCAGCAGCAGCAGCAGCAGCAGGAGUGACAGGCGGUGCUGCAGCAGCAGCAGGCCAGAAACGGAGCCAAGGGCAGCCGAAUACACCUGCAAAGUACACUAAGGGCACGCAGCAAACACGCCAAGCUGCAGGAGCAGCAGCAGCAGCAGCAGCGGCAGCAGACGCAGCAACAGCAAGAGCAGCAGCAGCUGCUGCUGCUGCAGCAGCUUCCCCGCACGUUGUGCUUCUCGAUGACGGCCUGGAAGCCAUGACACCUAAGGGGGCGCCCCAUAAGUGGCAGCCCCCCAGCAGCAGCAACAGCAGCAGCAACAGCAGCAGCAACAGCAGCCACAACAGCGACAACAACGUGGCUUCUCUUCUGGAGUUCAUAGAGUGCAGCAGCAGCAGCUGCAGCCCCAUAUCGAAGCAGCAGCUGGCGAGGAGACAAAAGGAGAAGGAGACACAAAACCAAAGACAAAUGAGAACGACAGCAACGGCAUCAGCAGCAGCAGCAACAGCUGCUGCUGCUGCUGCUGCACCGCUGCAGCAGCAGAACAAGAACGGUGCUGGAGAGGGACUAGGCGCCUCGCAGAAGCGCAUGAGCUGGAGGAGCAGCAGCAACAGCACAUUGAACCCCAGCAGCACCGGCAGCAGCAGCAGGAAUGGCAGCAACAGCAGCAGCAGCAGCAGCAGCAUUGGCCGCAAAAAGAGUGGAAAGAUGCAAGCAAGUGGAGGGCAGACGGACCUAAGGAGUUUCUUCUCAGUACCCAAGAGCUAG